UGAAAGAUUGCCAGCUCUCGAGAUGGAAAGGCGAAGCGAUGCCGGCUCGAGUGGCGCAUCGCUCUACGCAAGCAUUCCACUACUUCCACAACUGAAAGACUAUGGAUAUGUACGAUCAACUACAUCAGGAAGCGAGAACGUGUCCCCGUCCACUGCUCAAGUCAACGGUAUAUCCGUGACCUACGAGGACCAUGGUGGCGUGUGGCAAUUCCUAUCGCCAUCGUUGAGCCAGAGGCUCCCCUUGCGUGGAAUUGUUUGGAAGAAUCACUUGCAGUCGAACAAGACUAUAGACCGCCUGCAUGUCAACUUCCAGCAGUUAGAACCGUCGUCGCCCGUGGGGGGAACGACCAGCCUAGUGCAUUUGUUUGUGGUCAAAUGCGAGGACAUGGAAUCGUACAAGGCAAAAAUCAAGCCGUCUUUAUCGUCAUGGGUCGACCGCAUGGCCCUCCAGGGCCACGAAUGGCUCGUCCUGUACGUUCCGCUGGGAACGCAAGCUCCAACAACGUUGUCAUCGUCGUCGGUGGCGCGAGGUCUAGGGCUAGGCGCGUUGUCUCAAUCGUUUCGGGACUCAUCCAAGGUCUACCGCAAGAUCUUUGAACGCAUGAAAAGCGACUUUGCCGACAACCGAUCCGACAAGUCCAAGCUCGACCGAUUUUGCAAGAUCGACGUGCUCGACGGGAGUAGUGGGGUGCCUGGCCAGCAGCAGCAGCACGAAAGCCAGUGGUCGGAGGUCCUCAUCAAACUCAAGGCGUGCAUUAUGGACGCGUUCGACGUGCGAUGCGCAGAGUACGAAGACCAGUUGCGGGUGUUGGACGGCAAGCGCGCGCUGUCAGGAUGGGACUUUUGCUCGUUUCUUCAAGUCAAGGAGAGCUUGGCUCUGUUGUACAUCCAGGCCACCUUGUACGAUGAUUCCCUACGACACUACGACGAGCUCGAUGCUAUCUAUGCCGGCUUGGAUAACCAGCAGCCCAAUCAUGUCAAGGUUGACCUGAACGACCCAAUCUUCACCUCGACGCCGUUUGACUUAGACAUGACAAUGGUGCGGAUGAACAUCGCAGUCAACACUGCGUCCGUCGUGCAUGUUCGGUUGUACUUGUUUUGCCGGCAGGUCACAACUCUGUUCCUGAUGGAGUCGUACGUCGAAGUGUGUCGCCGCGGGCUCCUCUUCAUUCCGCAAAUGGUCAAACUCAUGAAAGCGCUCCUUCUCCCGACGGUUGUCGCGUCCGAAUGGGCUGUCGGGGCCGCGCUCGCACUGUGCGUGUCAUGUGAGCCCGAGACCUCCGGUAGUGCCGCAACACCGGCGUCAGCUAUGGCCCUGGGCGAUCUCCUCUACCUCGCUCGACGGUAUGCAAAAGCGCUCGACCUCUCAACAACAUCACCACUGUCAACCACGCCCUGGUAUCCAUUGAAAUCCCGCGCUGGGCGUGACGAAAUCACGCAAUUGGCUGCGAUCCAGUACGCAAGAGCCGGCCGCGUUCGACUGGCGGCAUACCUGGCUGCCCAACAACACCCGAUUGCAGGCACGGACGACGCAGCUGCGUCUCCACUUCUGGUACAACUACACCAGUACGAGAAAGACCAGUGGUGGAUGCUCAUGCAUGAGACACUCGUUCGGUUCAUGUCUGCGGAAUUGAGCCAACGCACCCGACGCGUUCACAACAUUGUCGAUAUGGCGUUGCACUGGCUCCACCUGGACGCCGCCGCCACUGUGGACGAAGGGUCCAAGACUGUGUGGGGGCUAUGCCUUCAAGCAUUGGCUCGAACCGCCACAGACACAGCGUCGUCCGAUGUCGUCCAUGUCGUGUGGACGCAUGUGUUUGAGCCGUCGGUAGUUGUGGUCGAGUCGUCACCUUUCAGUGUGCGGCUGCAAGUGGUGGUGAAGAAUGCCCUGUGCGUCGACGUCAGUGUCCAAGAAAUCGUUGUCACGUGCGAUCGCGAAGACAUGGGCGACGACUGUUUGACGCUGGACGAGCUGCCUCGUCCAGCUCCUGGCCAAAGUUAUAUGCGGUCGUCCACUAGCGACAUGAUGGACACCAUCGAUAACUUUACUGCGUUCUUGGACUCAGGAGACAGCCACACGCCGUCCAAGGCGAGCCCAUCCUUAGAGCGCACUGACACACAACUCGACGAUCACGUUGUAUCGUUGGCUUCAACGCCAGCGGUCCUACGUGCGCGCGCCCUGACGACCCUUGACGUCCUCGAGACCACACUACCCCACGGACGGUACAAAAUCCGUCAACUGCAGUGUCAGUUAGCCCACGAUGUGGUGGUCUUGCUGCCGUUGGACGAACCCGUGGCAUUUCGUGUUGGUCCGGUCUACAUGAGUUCCAUGUCGGUCGACAUUUUGUGUCCACCGAUUUUAUCCCCUCGGUCGUCCACACCAUUGACCGUCGUCGUUCGACCGCAUCAAGACAUUGUCCGAGGCGGUUCAUUGCGGCUGACUGUGCGAGGCGACCACUUUCACGUGUCGUCCUCAAGCCCAACGCCAUCUCACCAAGCCAGCGACGCAACAUCCUCCGUCAUCGUGGUGCCGCUGCCGAUAUCGCCACCUCAACAAGCCGACAUGACGUUCGAGUUUACUCUGGCAUCGACUUGGGAUGUGUGCGGCAUGCUCGACGUCAGCGCGGUGUGCCACGCUAUGGUUACGUCAAGCAGCUCCGACCAGACUCAGUACAACGUGACCUGUCACGCGGAGAUGCAACUGGCCAUCAUGCCGCUGGUGCAUGUGACGACGGCCGUACGCAGCUGCGCACGAGACUCGCUGCGUUGUGUCCAGGUCGAGAUUGUUGCCAACGACAAAGUCGCCGUCGAAAUCGACCCCUCCCGGUACGAAUGGCGUGUCGAUGUAAGCGGCGACAGUGCAAGCCUGGCAGCAAGUGCUCGGGGAGCGAACCUGCUCGCGAACCAGGCGCACGGUUGUCCCGGCCUCAGCAUUGUAGCCAACCCGAAUGCCCAACUUGAGAAGAUGGUACUUCAGCCGUCCGGAGUGUGCCACGCGGCAUUCCUGGUCGACGUGACGACCGAGUUCCCUGGAGAUGCUGCCGUUCUCAUGACGGUAUACUGUUCGCCCAUUUGGAAAGACCCCCGGACGAAUCAUGGCGCCCUUCCACCGGUGCCGAUCGACACCAAGGUAUGUAUUGGCCUGCCAUCACCGUUGUAUCGCCUGGUGUGUUCACCCGGUGUGUCGACGGCAACGCGCACAAAAUGGACUGUGUUUGACGUGGAGGUGACACUCCCUCCCACCGCGACCACAGUUUGGAUCGGCCUGGACGAAACCACCCAACGAAGCUGGGUGUGUGCAGGGCCAACCGUGCAGCGCGCGCGAUCGACAGUGACCUUUCACUUGCGACCGCUGCACGUGGGGCGGGUUGCGUACCCAUCCUUUUCGCUGAACACGCGCGAUCCAAGUAACGUCACUUCCGCAGUCGCUGCCACUCUCGUGCACCAACAGCCACAAGAUUCCUAUAUCCUUGUCGUAGCUUAAGAAUAGCCACCAGGAGGGAUGUGAAGCAUUCGUGUUACAGUAGAUCCUUGAGCCGUUGUCGACAGCUUCCACCGAUAACAUAACCAGCGACUACAUAUCUC
Aphanomyces invadans is the source of this 3585-nucleotide messenger RNA. RefSeq lists its product as hypothetical. The transcript is spliced from 7 exons. Gene Ontology annotation, biological process: early endosome to Golgi transport; intra-Golgi vesicle-mediated transport. Lineage: Eukaryota; Oomycota; Saprolegniomycetes; Saprolegniales; Verrucalvaceae. Gene Ontology annotation, cellular component: TRAPPII protein complex. Bases 23 to 3484 code for a protein of 1153 amino acids. The record is from RefSeq and is a predicted model, not a curated record.